Messenger RNA from Sclerotinia sclerotiorum 1980 UF-70, 609 nucleotides. RefSeq lists its product with no specific name. The record is from RefSeq and is a predicted model, not a curated record. Bases 1 to 609 code for a protein of 202 amino acids. NCBI's taxonomy places the organism in Eukaryota, Fungi, Ascomycota, Leotiomycetes, Helotiales, Sclerotiniaceae. The transcript has 2 exons.
AUGAGGACAAGUGUUCCUUGGAGUGAAAAAGAAAAAGAGUUGUGUAGUUGGCUGAUUGCGAUGUUGAUGUUAGGAGGACUUGAGUAUUUAAGUGUUGAAGCAAAUGCAAAGAGUAAUUUGGACGUUGAAAAGUCUCCUCAGAUUACGGAAUCUACUUCUCCUCACCGAGCCGAUGGGCCGACCCAGAAAUCACAAGAUACAACAAACCAACGAAGGAAGCCAUCUAAGUCGUCACCAUACGCCCGAACAUCAAGUAAUAGUGGUGUCGCCUUUGAUUCCGCCCCGCCGGCUUCAGCCGCUGGGAUUAAAAAUCCGUUCAAGGGGGACCCUUCAACAAUUUGUCUUCCGCCGUUAAGACAAUUCGUGGAUCAACAUUCAUCUUCCGUCGCAUCCACAGGCUUGAGCCAUACGUACAUGAGCGACUACAGCAAUCAUGCCCAGCAGCCCCAGAGCACUUUUGAAAAUAAAGAAACUGCUGCUCCAAAUAUCAUACAGGAAAAAGCUGAAGGUGCUCUCGGAGACAUAAACAGCAGUGUUUCUAAGGAAAACCCAUCUUCCAGAAUACCAUCCCCGCCACCAUCAAACUCCCAGAAAGUUGCACAGGAUUAA